AUGACCAACAAACAGCUCAGCGAAGACUGGGACUUGGUCUCUUCCGAAGACGUGGUCGGCUAUUAUGACGAUCGCAUCAUUCUGAUCUUAGGUGCCGACGAAGCCACAUAUCAACUCCUCCUUGCGGACAUUCCUACCAGCUCUCAACUUCUAGCGCGCGUCGGCCAACUCAUUCCAUGCCACCGCUACAUCCGUCUCCCAGCCCUCGACGCUCACAUGCUCGCGGCUUACCUCCAUCCCCAUUCUGUCGAUGCUCUGGCAAACGAGUUCUCAUGGAACGAGGUGAUCAAGCUAGUCAUCUCCGCGGAAGUUCUUGAAGACCCUGCAGUGCAAACUACCGCCAUCGCGGCGCUGAAGGAAAAGGCUAGAACAGCGAAGGAUAGCCUGGACAGCAUGUACACUCAUGUGGACUACCAGCUCGCCAAGUCCCACCGCAAGACCACGAACGGCUCAUCGAAACUCAUUCAGACACUUGAUGACAUCGCAAAAGCAGUCUACGCAAAAGCACCGAAGUUAAAGUCACCCUCAACGGCCAGCUAUACUAGCGCUCCUCCGAGUAAAUACCAGCCAGAUCGCCAAGGUCCCGGUAAUUAUACCAACAGUGUGCUGCGGGGUAAUGGAUUGAUCCGUCAGAAACAAAAUGAGGCGGAGGGGAAGGAGUACCCGGUUCGGCAGCCAACGACUCCGCCUAGUGUGGAAGCCUUGCGCUCGGGGACUGUAGGGAACUUUGUGUAG
This is a messenger RNA of Cucurbitaria berberidis CBS 394.84, 735 nucleotides long. RefSeq lists its product as uncharacterized. The record is from RefSeq and is a predicted model, not a curated record. The coding region runs from base 1 to 735 and encodes 244 amino acids. The transcript has a single exon. Lineage: Eukaryota; Fungi; Ascomycota; Dothideomycetes; Pleosporales; Cucurbitariaceae.